CAGCAGAGGCACUGAGCUGGGAGCGGCGGAGGCCCUUCCCGCAGAAACUGGGGGCACCGGCGGCGUAGGAGGUGGAGGAGGCGGAGGACGCACGGGUUGGAGGCGGCGGCUGCGACUCAGCGGCGCUGGGAGUCGGAACCGCGGCUGAACUUGGGCGCCACGUUCCGGGCGACAGCAGGGCGAGGAUGGUGAACACUCGCCGCCGCUGACCCUGCCUUUCCUCCGCUCCUCCCAGCCUGCCUGCUCCGGCGCUGGUCUCCUCCCCUGGAGGGGUGGGUGAACCUGCAAGCUCCUUACCCACCCGAGGACUUUUUUUUGAAAGGAAACGAGGGAGUGGGCAUUGGGAAAGAGGGAGAAAACGCAGGGGAGCUCGUCCAUCCAUAGAGGCACAGUUCACUAUGAUCUUACUCGCAUUCAGCACUGGAAGAAGGUUGGAUUUCGUGCAUCGUUCAGGGGUGUUUUUCUUGCAAACCUUGCUUUGGAUUUUAUGUGCUACGGUCUGCGGAACGGAGCAGUAUUUCAAUGUGGAGGUUUGGCUACAAAAAUACGGCUACCUUCCACCAACUGAUUCCAGAAUGUCAGUGCUACGCUCUGCAGAGACCAUGCAGUCGGCUCUAGCUGCCAUGCAGCAGUUCUACGGCAUUAAUAUGACAGGAAAAGUGGACAGGAACACAAUUGACUGGAUGAAGAAGCCUCGAUGUGGUGUACCAGACCAGACAAGAGGCAGCUCCAAAUUCAACAUUCGUCGAAAGCGCUACGCACUAACUGGCCAGAAGUGGCAACACAAACAUAUCACUUACAGUAUAAAGAACGUAACUCCAAAAGUUGGAGACCCUGAGACCAGGAGAGCAAUCCGCCGUGCCUUUGAUGUGUGGCAGAAUGUAACUCCACUAACAUUUGAAGAAGUUCCCUACAGUGAACUAGAAAAUGGCAAACGUGAUGUGGAUAUAACCAUCAUUUUUGCAUCUGGUUUUCAUGGAGACAGUUCCCCCUUUGAUGGGGAGGGAGGAUUUUUGGCACAUGCCUAUUUCCCUGGACCAGGAAUUGGAGGAGAUACUCAUUUUGAUUCUGAUGAGCCAUGGACACUGGGAAAUCCCAAUCAUGAUGGAAAUGAUUUAUUCCUUGUAGCAGUUCAUGAACUGGGGCAUGCUCUAGGACUGGAGCAUUCCAAUGACCCCACUGCUAUCAUGGCACCAUUUUACCAGUACAUGGAAACAGACAACUUCAAGCUCCCUAAUGAUGAUUUACAGGGCAUCCAGAAAAUAUAUGGUCCACCUGACAAGAUCCCUCCACCCACAAGACCUCUACCGACAGUGCCCCCUCACCGAUCUGUUCCUCCGGCUGACCCAAGGAAAAAUGACAGGCCAAAACCUCCCCGGCCUCCCACUGGCAGACCUUCCUAUCCAGGAGCCAAGCCCAACAUCUGUGAUGGGAACUUCAACACUCUAGCUAUUCUUCGACGGGAGAUGUUUGUUUUUAAGGACCAGUGGUUUUGGCGAGUGAGAAACAACAGGGUGAUGGAUGGAUACCCCAUGCAAAUUACUUACUUCUGGAGGGGCUUACCUCCCAGUAUUGAUGCAGUUUAUGAAAACAGUGAUGGAAAUUUUGUCUUUUUUAAAGGUAACAAAUACUGGGUGUUCAAGGAUACAACUCUUCAACCAGGUUACCCACAUGACUUGAUUACCCUUGGGAAUGGAAUUCCCCCUCAUGGUAUUGAUUCUGCCAUUUGGUGGGAAGACGUUGGCAAAACCUAUUUCUUCAAAGGCGACAGAUAUUGGAGAUAUAGUGAAGAAAUGAAAACCAUGGACCCUGGCUAUCCAAAGCCCAUCACCAUCUGGAAGGGGAUCCCUGAAUCACCUCAGGGAGCUUUUGUCCACAAAGAAAAUGGCUUUACCUAUUUCUACAAAGGAAAGGAGUAUUGGAAAUUCAACAACCAGAUACUCAAAGUAGAACCUGGGUAUCCAAGAUCCAUCCUCAAGGAUUUUAUGGGCUGUGAUGGACCAACAGACCGAGAUAAAGAAGGACUCAGCCCACCAGAUGAUGUAGACAUUGUCAUCAAACUGGACAACACAGCCAGCACUGUGAAAGCCAUAGCUAUUGUCAUUCCCUGCAUCUUGGCCUUAUGCCUCCUUGUAUUGGUUUACACUGUGUUCCAGUUCAAGAGGAAAGGAACACCCCGCCACAUACUGUACUGUAAACGCUCUAUGCAAGAGUGGGUGUGAUGUAGGGAUUUCUUUUUUCUUUCUUUUCCAGGAGUUUGUGGUACCUUGAGAUUCAAGACAAGAGCUGUUAUGCUGUUUCCUAGCUAGGAGCAGGCUGUGGCAGCCUGAUUCGGGGCUGACCUUCCAAACCUAGAGGGUUGCUGGUCCUGCACAUGAGUGGAAAUACAUUCAUGGAGAAUCUUCCAUGAUGCUCAGUAUCUGCCGUUCUUCAGUCCUCUGUCUUUCUUUGUCAUUCAGUUCUAGGCCUUUCCUCUGCACGCUCAAUGCCCAGUAAAAUUUCAGGAUUAACUGCAGAAGAGGAAAAACAGAAGAAAAGGUUCUUCUUAAGUUUUUAAAAAUACUUUUCCUUCUGAAAUCUGAGCCCAUUUCUGGGAGAGAGAGAGAGAGAGAGAUAAAGAGAGAGAGAGAAAACAAAAAGAGCAAAUCAGAAAACCCAUAGGUUUUUGCUUUAAAACAAAAGAAGAAAGAGUUUUAAAAACAACAAAAAUCCACAAUUGAACUUUCAGGAAAGUGUGAAGACCCAAAACAGCUUUGUCUCCAAAGAAGAUAGCUCUGUGACCACUAUGGAUAGUCUCCUGCACAUCGUUUUUUUCAGGUGGGAGAUCUUGAACAGACAUGCAGGACUCUAGACUGUUGGGACAGCCAUUUUCCAACAAACAAGGGGCCAAAAUAUCUGCAAUAUAGUAACAGCCUUAAUAAUACAUGCAUUUUUCGUUUUCUACAGCUGUUCUCAGCUUUGUCCACAACGUUUCAUCACCUCCAUACUCAUAGCUAUUUUCAAACAGGACCUUUUGAUUGUUUUGAAAUGUUUCUGAACCCCCUCUUGCCUCCUGACCCAACACCAUUGUGAUGUUCCUGCCAGUUGUGUUAGGCCUUUGUCCCAGGCCUUCCAUUGGUCUGUCAGCAAUACUCAGCAGAAAGCAGAGCAAGAAGCGUGUGUCUCUGAAGUAAUUAAGUGAUGGUUAUUUUAUAAAGACAUGGGACUCUGUGCAUACAUCGGUGUAACCCUUUGAGAACUAUCAGACCAGGCUACAGAGUCAGGUUAAUCAGUCUUGCAGUCUGAUCAUUGGUAGAACUGGCCAACAGGGAAAGCCAUCACAGGUUCAACAAGUUCAGAUUUGUAAAGCAUACCUUAAAUCCCAUGUAAAUCUUUAAUGACUGACAGCAACCCAUAAAUGGUUUUAUAACAAACAACAGUGAUGUGACUUGCCAAAAUUUUUCUGGCAAAUAAAAAGAGAUAUUUUGUUAACAGUAUCUUAUGAGAGUGAAAUUUUAUUUGGAUAAUUGGUUAGAACAACCUAAGCCUUUUCUCCUUCAGACAUACUGAAUUUUUUUAAUUUAAAAUCCAUUGCAUGAAAAUUCUAUUUGCCAUAAAAUAUGCAGUUAGCAUUGUGGGGUUAAAAAGGAAUUAAAACAAUGACUCUGAGUUUGCAUGAAUAUCUUCCAAUGCAUUACCAAUUGCAUGUCAGCCAUAGUUCUCAAAGGGUUGGUGUGGCUUCUGGCAUUUAGCCAUCCAUUUGAUCACUGACAGAGCCAAGAGACACCAAAGCAUUCCAUUGUUGAGUGUCAUUUGUCCUAACAGCAGUAUUGUCAUUUUCAUGUGACCUGCAGAGCAGGUUUGUAUCAAUAUUUUUUUCCUAGAGAAAAGUCAGCAACUGACAGACCUCUAUUGAUUUUAGGAGCUGCUUCUUGCAGUGAAAGGCUUUACAGCCACAGGGCUGUGAACUUAUUAGAGAUGGUCAGAAAGAAAGCACCCCAUGAGUCAGACAACUGGCUUUGUGUGAAAGCCAGCUUUUGAGGGGAUUAGCUUUUGAAACAAUGAACAGCUUGCCUUGAAUUUGAUAUUGAUCUGUUGACUGUCAUUAACAACUUAAACAUUGUCUUCUGUGAAAAAUUUCCCUGAAGAGUCCUGUUCUGUGUCUUUGCCCUUUGACCUUUAACUUGCAAACUGGCACAAACUGAAGGAAAUCUGGUGUCACUUCUCCAAAACCUAGUAAGCAAGAGCUGUUUCCUUAGAGUGAAGAGAGAGUUUGGGUAUUGGAUCUGCAGGUGGACGCUUUGCUCUCUACAUGCACACUCUGAAUAUGCCCUAUAGGUAGAGGUAUUUUUUAAUUUUUUUCUUUAAUUUCAAGCUUAAUUUCAUCAUUUUAGUAAAAAUUACAAAAAAACAUAGAAAAAAAAAAAAACCUCAAAUACUUGAAUGGCCAGUGUGGCUUUUAUAUAAAGCAGGAAUUUUAUACUAGUGAAAAUUUCUUACUCAUUUGCUAAUAAUACACAUUUCCAGAUGAUUUUUAAUGAGUGUAGGUAUACAUUCUUAUUUGGAAAUGGAUAGUUUGGCUGCCUUGAAUUUAUAUUUAUACUCAACAUAGCAUGAAAAUUAGAAUGCCUUUUGGUUAAACUACAUGUUUAUGAUUUGGUUGGGGAAAAUAUUUUCUAAUCAUGGGUGGCAUGCUGAAAAGCCUUGAAAACUGGUGUUUCCUACAAUCUGAGCAUAUAUCAUGUGAGGCUAAGUCAAAAUGAACAGCUAGGAAAGAGGAAUGGCUUCAUAGCACCGCAUUAUGAAAUGCAGAUUGUACUGCAACAGGACAUCAAAGAUUUGAAUGUGAGGGUCAAUAAGAAAGGGGAGGGCAAGGAUCAGCCCUGUAUUUCUACUUCAAGAACUUCCUUUCUAGGUGAUGCUAAUAUUAUAGUUAGUUCCUACAGAGCAUGGAGGACUGUAUACAUAAGCCUGUUUAUACAGUGUUUGCUUGUUAGAGGGUUUAAUCCUUUCAGGACCUUGAUGUCAAGGAAAAAAAUGACUGGAAACUCUUUUUUUCUAAUGAUAGAAGUGAGGAGCUGUAACAUUUUGGGACAUGUGCAAAUCAUUGAGAAACUCCAUCAAUGUGCGUUGAACUUUUUUUCUCUCUAAAAUCAAAAAGAACUUUAAUAAGCAAUCUAUUGCGUCUUUACUCAUUCAUCACAGUACAAGACUGUAAGUACCUAAGGGCUAGAAAAUAAUCAUAGCAUUGAAAAGGAAGGAAUCUUCAUUAUGCUUGAAUUAUGACAAACAUCAUGGAUAUGAUUUGGGUUGUGUUGCCUUGAAUAUGAGAAGUCUAUGUAUUAAAAAAAGGCUUAUAUGUCUACUAUCUUGCCUAAGACAUUUAUAAGAUCAUAAAUGAUAAGAACUAAGUACAAUGUAAUAAAAAUCACUGGGGUUCCUUUGUUCAUUGUGUGCCAGGCACUUCAUUCAUAUGGUUGCUGACUCUUCUUACACUUGGGAUUUGUUUAGAAAAGAAAAGAAAAGAAAAAUAUGGCAACGCUUAAGAAAGCAUGAAAAUGAAAAUGAUUAAUUAAUCUAGCAUAUGAAAAUAACAAUUUAAAUUUAAGAAAGGAAGUUCUCUGGAUGAGGAACAUAAUGUCAGUUCAAUAUUAGUGAAGACAUGGAACCAAUCAAGUUUUUCCUGUCAUCUCUAAAUAAGUAGCUCAGACCUACUAUUUCCAAAACUGAAAUGAAAACAUAUUCAUGUUCAUAAAAUAAUUCAUCUGUUUCAUUAUUUGUAUUACUUUACCAAAUAUUGAAGACAACUGUAAACAAGGUAAUGGUUUUACCUAAAGUGAAUUUAUAGUUAAUAAUUUCAGAUAAAUAUUGUUUCUCCAUAUAUUAUUAAUCAGACUAAGUGAAAUAUUAAGAUGAGUGAUCAGUUUGAAUUUUCUAUAAAGCAGUAGUUCUGCAUCAGUUCUGUAGAGAAAGUUGUGAUUUUAGGUACCUGAUAACCCAUCUGAGAACCAAGUUUUCUUCAGAGACGGCGACCACAGCAGGUGAAGACAGACGUUCACUGACAUGGCAGAGGUUACAGAGCUCAAUUAGAGAAUAAUAGGCGCUGCUGGCAAAUGUAGUUUCUGUUCCUAAGCAGAGAGCAAUGCUUUUCUCAACCAAAUGUAACAAAGUACUAAGAAAUAAUCACCAAAAGACAAUUACUAAGUAUUAAAAGAUAGAGACAGCUUUACUGAGAUAAGAAAAUGUUUGUUUCUCAAGCUGCCUACAGUCUCUUUUAUCAACACAUAAUUUGGCUUUUCAAAUACUGUGCAUUUAUUUUUAUUUCAUUUCUGUGAAUGAUUACAAUGCAAUGUAGUGGAUAUAAGAGCAUCGCCUAGAUUCUACUGCUCAGUGUGAUAUCUGAAUGAGAGUGUAUAUACUGGAUCCUAGGAAGAGUAAUGUAAUAUUCUCAAGUUCUCCAUGUUGUGUUGAUAUCUCUAAUAUGGCACAAAUUCAGAUUCUUGUUAUGUGGACCUUACAGUUGAGUAACUGGUGCGCCCAUAUUAAUUGAACUCAAUGUGCUAUCUGAAGAAGAAUAGAUGUUAUACUUGAAUAGAAAUGUUAAACAAAAGUCAUGAAAAUAACCAAUUUUUUAGGUAUUUGGUAUUUAUUUCCAGAAACAAAUAAAGGCAGUGAUUUGAUGAUAGUUUUGAGUCUGUGAGAUUGUAGUAUAUAAUGAAAUAAGCCUGGGGAUGGUGAGAAAAUAUUUACAGUAAUCACAGCAAAAUGUUUAAUUCUUUAUACCUUAAAGAGCAUGUUCCAAGAUAUCAUAGACACGACAUACCAUUUAAAGCACAAGUGUGACAUUCAGAUGACCUAUGGCAAAGAGCUACAGAUACAGUCUUCACUAAUCUAUGAUACCACAGAAGGGGUCAAGGAACUCAUAGAGUAGAAUCUAGCCAUUCUUUCCAAAGGCAUUCACCUCCACAAUACUGAUGUAUAACAACCCCAGGAAACAAGUGCCAGAGUCUAAUGACAGGUUUCCUGUUGCCUGAGUGGAAAGUAUAGCUAUGUCAUAUAGUUGAAACAAGUCCUUUUUAAGGCUAAACUUAGCAAAAUAAACUAACAACCAAGGAUAGUACCACACCAUUAAUAUGAAAGCUACAUUUUAUAAGUAGAAUGAGCAAUGGAGAAGGACAAAACCAAUCUUUUAUAAAAUAUAAAGUCAUACUCUAGCAAUCUAUAAUAUUACAACUGGAAGUUUUACUUUAGCAAGAACAAAAAUACUAGAGGAAAAUGAAACUUCAAGCUCUUCACACCAGUGAUGAGUAUGUUAUUUAUCAAUGUAUAUACUUAGUCAGUGCUCAUUAGAUGUGACCCAUGUAAAUGCAUCUGAUACUUAUCCAUUGCCUCAUAAACCCAAAAUGUUAAAAAUAUGCAUUCAGUAUCCCCAGUCAGAGAGAUGUUAGAACCCUGUGGGAAAAGCCAUUUCUCUAGGAUAGAAAUUUACCUCAAUAAUCAUAGAACACAAAACACUUGGCAUAGUAGCAAAAGUUGCCUUAGUGUUCUAGUCUGAUCUAAUUGUAGACGUUGUCUAUAAUGCACCACUGACAUCGUUUAUCAUGUCUUUCUAUUGGUCUAAGUUUGAGUUGAUUUUUAAAUAUUUCAGGUAAGGUUAAUAACAUCUAAUUAUCUAUAUCUCCUUCAACAUGUCUACUCUGACAUAUAAGUCAAUAGUAUAGAAAGCCUAGAAUGAAUAUUGACUUGACAUAUUCACAGAAAUUCAGAGAAAAAUCACUGGUGAUAUUUCAAAAUUCCCAUCUAUUUUCUGGUAGGAUCCAGAAGUAGCAGCUUUCAGUGUUGGAACAUGGCUAUGAACUGAUGACAAAACAGGACAUACAUCAUUUCUUCAAAAUAAUCUAGUAUUUAUAGGAAGCAGUGAUAGAAGACUACGAGAAGUUUAGUGAUAUAAUGAAGGCUUCACAGGCAUUAGUAGUGAAUGCUUUUUAAAGAAAAUGGGGCAAAAUCAGUACUUGUGAUCAGUACAUUGUAAGCAUAAGAAGCUAUAUAUGGAGGACAUUCAUAUAUGGAGAGAUCUGAGAUUCUAUGCCUUUCAACUGAAAAAGCAGUGUGUCUUGGAAUUUUUCUUAUAUUAACAUAAUGAUAUUAUUCAGAUGUGUGCUCAACGUGUCCUUCCAUGAAAGGACAUGCCGGGCUAUGCAGGAAAACAUAUCACAAGCUGGAGUGUUGUGCUGAUUCACAUGACAUUGCCAUGUGCUCUGCUACAGAGCUGGAUAGUUAUGCCCUUAAGAAGGGAAGAAAAUAUCAAAUAUAAAUAUAACUCUUUCCUAUUCUGCCACUUAGCUUCAAAGUAAGAUAUCACUAACUUUUAUUUCACUGAGAAAAUGGAAAGAAAGAAUGGUAAGCAAGAAUAAAACAAACAAACAACAAAAUCCCAGCUCACAAAGACAUUUUCUAUUUUCUUUCACCUGCUUUUGUUCAUGGGAAAAAGUGUUUUAUAUAUAGACUUCUUCCUAGCACUUGAUACGUAGCUAGAUUGGAUCACAAGCAUAGUAUUUUUAACACAGGCCUUUGAUACAUGCCUCAUACAUUAUGUAGCUCUGAGGUAUGACAUGAAAGGAUGCUUUUCCCUAGGAUAGGCUACAGUGCUGCUUGUACUUGCCAUAUUUGUAUGAAUGUGUGUUGCUAUGUUGGCCUGUCUUGCCAGGAUAUAGAUGAAUAAAACCUUGUGUAGACUGUCUAUUUGAAGUCACUAGAAUGCAUGUUUGCUCUCAUGUGAUACCUUUGGAUUUCAUUCCCUUUCUGUAUACCAAUAGGCCACUUGUUAGUAUAAAACUUACUUUUUUUUUUUUUUUUUUUUUGGUUUUUCGAGACAGGGUUUCUCUGUGUAGCUUUGCGCCUUUCCUGGAACUCACUUGGUAGCCCAGGCUGGCCUCGAACUCACAGAGAUCCGCCGGCCUCUGCCUCCCGAGUGCUGGGAUUAAAGGCGUGCGCCACCACCGCCCGGCAAAACUUACUUUUAAUGAAUGGUUUCAGUAGUAAUACAGGGGUUUUCUAAUAUAAUAAUUUUUACUACUCUGAAAUAACAUUAUCACCUCACUUCUUGCUCCUUGUGAAUUCCAUUUCCUAUGUAAAAUUAGGAAUUUAUGUUGGAUCAUCAUUUCCUUCUUAUAUAUGACAUGAAAUCCAUUAUUCCUUUCUAUACUCAUGAAUCCAAAUUCUCACAGUCAACCAAACAUGUAUUCUAAUCAAGAGUGAGUGAUCAUCAGCAUUUUCCACCCUGCUUCUGUGAUCGUUAUUUGAUUCCUUUCAGUCACCAAUUUUUCCACCCCAAUUCUGUUAUUUUUCAAAUCAGAUUUUAUUACCAUUCUGUUUGUGAAAACGAGAACUUAGCAGCACAUAGGUGAAACCCUGGAGAUGUGUCUUUGUUUCUCAGAAUUUUCCAACAAAUAUUACAUGGAAAACACAGUCCUUAUCACAUUCCAAACUCUUUCAUUGGCAUAUAUUUUUAUAGAGCUCUUCCCCUGAAAAAAAGUGAAAUGCUGAGUAUAAUUGCUGUUGUCUGAUGAUAAGAUAGCAAUGAAAAUUUAUUUUGGGAGAAUGUAUCAAAUAUAAAUAUACAGUAUGGUAAAUAUCACAAUGUAGUGUUUAAGUACAUCAGGAGGAAAUGCAUGCCUACAGCCUAGAAUCUUUGGGAUAUUUCUCCUUAGUGGUAAAUUACAUAUAUAAGAAAGAGAUAGAAUAAAAGAAUAAUGUAUAUCACAGCAGUGGUUUCUGCUGCAUUGGUUUUGACUGCAUCAGCAUUUCUGUGGUGGACCUCUAUUUUCAGGGGAUUUAGAGACUUGGCCAUAAAAAUUUGCUUCAAGUAUAAAAGCCUUUAAAGAUUUUUUUUCUUACAUGUAUCUAAUUUUAAUCAAAUAUAUUUUGGUUUUAUAUUAUUGAAAGUAAAUGGAUGAAGUUUACUAGUUUAAUUUUGUGCUAAUAUCAACUUAAUAAGCUUAAUUUUUAAUGAAAACAAAAUAUAAUCAGUUCAUAGUCUAAUUUUUUAAACAAAUCAAAUAUUGUUGACAUUGAGAAAUUUGCCUGCUUCACCAGUGUGGUAUUUAUCUUCAAGAUGUUUUAAGACUUCAAUACCUAUUGUUAUCUUGAUUCUAAUAGUGAAUCAGUAUAACUGACAAUGAAUAUAGAUAUGUGAUAUCUAUAUAAGCUAUCUGAUAACAUAUAUUUGAGAAUAUAUAGUAAUGAUAUUUAUGUGUAUAUAUAUACAUAUAUAUUCACUAGACAGAUUAAGAGAAAGAAGAUUCCAUCAAUUAUUAAAUAAAUACCAUAUAUUUUUUCAAAUACUUUUACAGACAUUUAGCUUUCAGAGUCCAAAUGAGAUAUAAGCAAUCCAGAGGGAAGUUGUCUCCUAGGCAAACAACAAGUGUUUUACAGCUUCCCAUGAAAAUCACCUUUCAUUUAUAUAGUAUGGAUAUUAGGAAUUAAAACAUUGAAAGGAAAGCAAGAUUUAUUAAACAACAAUAGACUGUGAAGCAGAGAGAAAGGCCAGGAAGUUAGGAUUUUAGAUAGUUGUCUUGUGGUUGUCUAUACCUUAGCUUUUGCUUUAUUCCCUCGAUGUUUUCAGUUACAGAGAGAGUAUGAAGCUAUAACUGUGAGUUUCUGAGUUUCUUUCAUUGUACUUACACUACAUUAUCUCACUAAAGUUUUGAUAACAUGUACUUUUCUGUGUACAAGGCAUGAAAUAACACAUUUAUUUUCUCAGUGGAUUUUAAGGGUUGAAUGUUACGGUUUUGCCCACACAUGAUUAUAUAAAUUUACUCCAUCUUAAAUUUGGCAUUUUUUUUUUCCGAUUGCUUCUACUGACAAACACAAAGCUUGUUUGUGUGCAAAUAAAAGGCUAAAUAAAUGGUGCUAAAGUGUAUUAUGACUGUCAGAUAUAAUCAGGCAAAAUUUUGUGGUGCUUCAAUUAAUUUUUCAUUGAUUUUAUUGACCAGUGUGUUGAACAGUGUUUAUUCACAAAUUGUCUUUUAUUAGUAAACUUAAGGCUUCAUAGCACAUUGUUAAUAAAAUGGUUGCCUAGUUUGUGUAAUAGCUCACCAAGCUAUUAUCUCCUUGACUCCUUAUAAUGAGGCCUCAUUAAAGGUCAAGGGUCAUGCUAUUAAUCUCAUUCUAUAGAUCAGUAACAUGACUGAAUAUUUUCACAAGGUACUUAUGUUUACAACGCUAUAACCCUUUGACUGCUGUGGCCAUCUUAACCAUACAAAAGUCACAAGCUAGAAUCAUCAGCAUGGUUUUUGCCAUGGCAAUCAAAGAGUUAAGGGCUGUGCAGUUAUUUGUUUUGUAUUUAUUAAUUUAUAUUUAUUUCAUUUCCAUUCAAAAAGGGGUUUGGAUGGGGCAGUGUUUGUCUGCUGUAAGUGUCUUAACCUAGGGGAAGGUUAAAUGGCUUUUUAUACUGUUGCAUCUUCUGUAUUUACCAUCGAUUCAUUGUGUUGUAAUUUUAAAAAACUGUCAAUAAAUAAGAAAACCGAAAAAUCGUUCAUGGA
Peromyscus californicus insignis is the source of this 11522-nucleotide messenger RNA. RefSeq names its product matrix metallopeptidase 16 (gene Mmp16). Lineage: Eukaryota; Metazoa; Chordata; Mammalia; Rodentia; Cricetidae. The transcript is spliced from 10 exons. Gene Ontology annotation, biological process: collagen catabolic process; skeletal system development; proteolysis. Gene Ontology annotation, molecular function: zinc ion binding; metalloendopeptidase activity. Gene Ontology annotation, cellular component: extracellular matrix. The record is from RefSeq and is a predicted model, not a curated record. Bases 399 to 2222 code for a protein of 607 amino acids.